AGUGUUCACAUUUCUGUACACUUUAGUCUCAAACUGACUGAUAAAACAGGAAAUGUUCAUGUGUCAGUUUGAUGUUGAUCAUGAAGACUGUGAGCAGGUUGCUGAUCGUUCUCCUCACAGUCAUUGAACGCAGCAGCAGCAUGAAGGUUGUUGGUCGAGCAGGUGAGGACGUCACUCUGCCGUGUAAAUAUGACUUCAAGUAUAACGGAGUGUUGUCAGCUUGCUGGGGUCGAGGAUCAAUACCAAGGUUUGGCUGCAACAACCAGAUCAUCUCCACAGACGGACGUAAAGUGAUAGAAUCAACCAGAGUUUCCAGCAGGUAUCAGUUACUGGGACGACUGGAGGAUGGAGAUGUUUCUCUGACGAUCCUGAAAACCACAGAAGAAGAUGCUGGACUGUACGGAUGCUUGGUGGACAUACCUGGGUGGUUCAAUGAUGAAAAACAUCACAUCGAUCUGAUCAUUGAGAAAGUAAACCCUCCAGCCUCGACCACAGCAGCCACCACAACAGAGAGAGGACGUCAUGUCACACUGGUUGAAGAGGUGAGUUGA
Messenger RNA from Thunnus maccoyii (southern bluefin tuna), 551 nucleotides. RefSeq names its product hepatitis A virus cellular receptor 1 homolog. Bases 72 to 551 code for a protein of 159 amino acids. Lineage: Eukaryota; Metazoa; Chordata; Actinopteri; Scombriformes; Scombridae. The record is from RefSeq and is a predicted model, not a curated record. The transcript has 3 exons.